UUCUCUCUCGUUGUCCAUUCCCCACGGUUUUGCUCCGUGUUCAGUGAACGUUGUAAACAAAAACAUCUCAAAAUGCCGGAAAAUUUAAAUCAAAAACUAUUUUAUAAUACAGUGUUGUGCCAAACAUUUUCUCCAGACAAACAAUUUCUUUGUGCCGGAAAUAUUUAUGGCGACGUUUCAAUUUACGAAAUUUCAAAAAUUUUAGGUCCACAAUUAGAGGAGAAUAGUUGUCAAGGGCCAACAUAUCGAUUUACAGCUCAUUCUAAUCAACAUGUCGAAAGUAUGGUGGCUACUGAACAAUUUCUGGUUACUGGAACAUUAGGAGAAAUAUCAGGAUGGGACUGGAAAACGAUCACUUCUAAUAAGGCUUCAAAGGCUAAAGUUUCCUGGACAAUAAGUUUACCAGUUAAAAAUGAUAGUUACGAGAGACCAGACGUUAAUUUUAUGGUUUAUUCGAAAUCAAAUCACUUACUAUACGCUGGCUGUGGAAAUAAUACAAUUUACAUAAUUAGCUUGGAAGGUGGUAAAAUUCAGAGAAGUUUGGAAGGUCAUGAAGAUUAUGUUCACUCUAUUUCCGUAAUGGGCGAACAAUUAGCCUCUGCUAGUGAAGAUGGCAGCGUACGAUUGUGGGAUCUUAGAAAGAAGGAAAAUACAAAUAUUCUAAAACCUUACUUAGCUGAUAAAGUAGCAAGGCCGAAAUUGGGUAAAUGGAUAGGAAGUGUAGAUUUCACUGAAGAUUGGCUGUUAUGCGGUGGUGGACCAAAAUUAUCACUAUGGCACAUGAGAACAAUGGAAACGGCGACAGUUUUCGAUCUACCCGAUCAGGGAAUACACGUCGCCAAUAUUUACGAGGAGAGAAUAAUUACCGGUGGGACAAUGCCACACGUUUAUCAUCUCACUUAUCAAGGAGAAACAUUAGCCAAAGUUCCAGUCUCCAGUAACACGGUUUACAGUAUCGUUUAUCAAGAAGUACCGCAGAGACUAUUAAGCAUUGCCGGCUCUAGUAAUCAAAUCGACGUUUGCACAAACUUCAAUUAUAAGGAACUGAUGUUAAAAUUUUCUUAAUUUGCCGCAACUAAUUGUUUUAUAAUUUUCGGUACAACAAAAAAAAACCACUUUUGCAUAAUUUUUUAAAUAAAUUUAAUUAAAAUAAAUAUAUUAAUAAUA
This is a messenger RNA of Leptopilina heterotoma, 1167 nucleotides long. It is a transcript of the gene thoc6, whose product is annotated as THO complex subunit 6. NCBI's taxonomy places the organism in Eukaryota, Metazoa, Arthropoda, Insecta, Hymenoptera, Figitidae. Gene Ontology annotation, cellular component: transcription export complex; THO complex. Bases 73 to 1065 code for a protein of 330 amino acids. The transcript is spliced from 5 exons. The record is from RefSeq and is a predicted model, not a curated record. Gene Ontology annotation, biological process: mRNA export from nucleus. Gene Ontology annotation, molecular function: protein binding.